Lymnaea stagnalis (great pond snail) is the source of this 3761-nucleotide messenger RNA. NCBI's taxonomy places the organism in Eukaryota, Metazoa, Mollusca, Gastropoda, Lymnaeidae. The record is from the annotation of a GenBank genome assembly.
AUGUUGGGGUCUGGUAUCUACACUGGUUUGUUCCGUCACAGCAAUGGAUCUCGAAUCCGUAAGCCACAAUUCAACUUAACAAUUUCUUAUAGGUACAAAAAAAAUAAUUUAGUUAAGGGUUAAUUCUUCACAGAAUCUAACCAUUUCAUAUAUUUACUAUGAACGGACUUAUCUCUUGUAGCUGUGACCUUCAAGCUGAGCAGAGUUGAGACCUGCCCAAAUUGUUGGCUGUUCUGCCUUUGGUUCUACAUUCAGCCUACAAGCCCUGAUGACAGCAGCACUUCAGAUGAGGAUGAAGAGGAUGACCUGGUCAGUGAUGAAGAGGAAGAGGAGGUGUCUUGUGAUGAAGAGGAGUUAAGGAGGCGAAUGAAAAACCUUCAUUUUGACCAGUCUGUUGAUGCCAGUCUUGGCCAGGUAAAUAGUUCAUGAAUGUUAUUAUCUUUUAAGAGGUUUAAAAUGGUGAGAGAUAUAACCCUUGAUCAAUUUGUUUUGUUUUGGGUGAAGAAAAUCUGUGAGUGACAGUCACUCAGGAGUUCAGCAACUUGUGAGUGACAGUCAGUCAUGAGCUCAGCUAUAAGAAUUUUGAUGAAAACCAAGAAAAGUAUAAAAUAUGCAUGUAAGAAGUCCACUCUGAGUCAGAACUGUUUGGCAAGAGAGGACAUGAUAGGAUGUAGUAAUGCAUUAGAGAGCAUAGGGCAGUAGAGAGAGGUCAAAACAGAGUGUAGAGAGUAGUCACUUGAGGUGCUUGCAAUUAAUGGGCUAAUUUUGUUUAACUAACACACAGUUAGAAAUGCCAGUUUGAGAAUUCUUUAUAUAAACAGGCUUUUUUUUCAUUAAAAAAAUGUUUUUAAUCAAUUUAGUUGAUUGUUGACCAGGCUGGCCUGAACCAGUCCCAGAAUGCAGCAUCAGGAGAAGACAUGCUGGAUCUGGAAGCAGCCAUGGCUGGAAAGUUCUCCGAGAAAUAUAUUGUCUGUGAAACACUGGGUCAAGGCAGCUUCGGAUUUGUGCGCAGAGCUCACAGUGUCGAUUCCAGCAAAAGUGUGAGGACCUUUGCCCUUAUCCCUGUGUCUUUGAACUCAUACAUCUAAUGUGUUCUUUAAUAAUUCUUCCCAAGAGAUUUAAUCAAAGUUUUUAUCAAUGUUUAAAAAUCAAAUAUUCUUUAUGACUGUCAUCUACAAAGUAGGCAAAACGCACUUAAAUGGGGCCAUUUAUAUACCACACAAGUGUGUGUGAUAAACCAAAAGUUGACCAACUUUUAUUGUAUUAAAAUGUUGGACUUAAAUAUUUCUAAAAAUGCAUGUUUGUCUCUUUUAUGAAAGAAUUAAAAAUUCAAACCAGAAUGUGAAGCUUCAUUGCUUAUAAAUCCUUUAAAAUUGAUGUCAACUAGUCAGCCAAGGCAAAACUUCCCUUGGUGCAAUUUGGGGAUCUUCAGAGAAAAGCUUGAGAUCCGUCAACUUAGUAGUAUUGACAUAAGCAGUAAAGAAUAUUGUUUUAUGACCUAACAGUCCCACAUUUUUUAUGGCAAAACAACCCAAACUGUUUCAUGAUGUAUGUAGUCAUCUUUUUUUUAUGGCGUGCCCAUCCGUUUGAAUGAUGUGCCCACCCGUUUGAAUGACGUGCCCACCCGUUUGAAUGACAUAACUGUGCCAUCUGCUCCUGCAGGUUGUCGUCAAGUUUAUCAAUAAAAGUAAAAUGUUUGAUGACGCCUGGGUCUACGACUCUGAGUCAGAGAGGAGAAUUCCCAUGGAGGUGGCCAUGUUGAGAGAUUUGGACUGUGACUACAUCAUCAAAGUGAGCAUUUCAUCAUUUCCCCUCAGUGGUUCAAAGGCCAAUGAAAAUACCUCUUCCAACUUUUUAAUUUAACUAUCAAUUAAUUUUUUAUUUUUUUUUCUGAUGCAUCAAAGCUAACUUGCGAAAAAUAAUUUAUUAGCAAAAAUCUUUUCAAUAUAGUAAAGCUAUUAAAAAUUGUAACUAUACAAAAUCUGGUUAGGUAUCAUGUUAUAAAAGUUGUUACUUGAUAUGUCAUGAAUACUGGUCAUAGUGGAGGUUCUGGUCAUGGUAGGGGUUGAUACUGGUCAUGGUGGGGGGUUGAUACUGGUCAUUGUGGGGGGUUGAUACUGGUCAUUGUGGGGGGUUGAUACUGGUCAUGGUGGGGGUUGAUACUGGUCAUUGUGGGGGGUUGUUACUGGUCAUGGUGGGGGUUGAUACUGGUCAUAGUGGGGGUUGAUACUGGAAUACUGGUCAUUGUGGGGGGUUGAUACUGGUCAUGGUGGGGGUUGAUACUGGUCAUUGUGGGGGGUUGAUACUGGUCAUGGUGGGGGUUGAUACUGGUCAUAGUGGGAGUUGAUACUGGUCGUGGUGGGGGGUUGAUACUGGUCAUGGUGGGGGGUUGAUACUGGUCAUGGUGGGGGUUGAUACUGGUUGUAGUGUGGGUUGGUACUUUGUGGAUGAAGUAAAGAUUACAUGAACCUGAAUACACAUGACCAAAGGGUAUCUCUAAAGGUUGGACCAUUAAAAAAAAGGGCAGUUAAAAAAAGAGUUGUCUAUUAUUUUGUAUAUUCUGUGCAUGGGACGGGUUAUCUUGCUUGUGACAGAAUAGCAUGCAGUGAUAUAUUUGUCUUUGUUCCUCUAACCCUUGAGAGUGUUUGGGCAGCAAUAAAUGUUCCCAAUAGCCAAUGAAAUAUAAAAACAAGGGUAUGCUAAACUUGAAUUCAUAGACAGGACAAACGAUUUGGACGUUUCAACUUGGAGCCUUCAUCAGCAUUGAAAAAUUGUUUUUAGAAAUUUCCUUUUGUUGCCGGAAGUAGGAUUACAGGAAGUGAAAGAAUAUACAUAUUGGUAUUGUGAAAAAUAAGGUAGAUAGUCCAUAAAUUAUUAUCUUUUAUUCCCAAUAGCAACAAUAUCUUAUUUAUUUUAAUCCAAUUAGAGGAGGAGGCUGUGAAAUACAAAUCCUGUUGCCAUCCAACUUGCCGCCCUUCCAUGAAGCCACCGGCACUAGACAUUAUGUUACUGUUAUAGUGUUAAUCUACGAGACCAUUAGAUUACAUCAGAUGAGUGUUAUGAAAUGUUUGUUCUGUUUAUUAUUUGAUUCUGUCGUUCCAUCCAGCUGCUGGCCGUCUAUGAAAACCCAAACUUUGUUCAGAUGGUCAUGGAAGAUUUCGGGGAGAUCGACAUGUUCGAUUUUAUUGAUCAGGCCUGCAUAGAUGAGCCGAUGGCUUGCCACUUAUUCCGACAGGUCAGUUCUGUAGUAUCUGUUUUUAUGAAAAUGAGACCAUUUCAGAGCUACCAAGAGCAGACACCUACCGUGUUUUAGUUUUGAGUGAGGGUUUUAAGAUCAUUUAAAGAUCUCAAAUGAUCAAAAUCAUCUUGAAAACUCUGUUUUCUGAAGUACUGUGGCAUCUCAGUUCAACACUCGGUACAACUGACAAAUGCUGUUUUAUACAAUCUUACAAAAUAACAUUUCCAUACAAUAAAAUUAAUUACAGCUACCAGAAAAACUAGAACAAGACUUAAGUGUUUUGAAUCAUAAAUCUAUGCCAUUUGUAAGAUACCAGGCUCAGAAAAUAAGAGAGAAAAUCAAGAUGAUAGCUUAGACUCCAAGACAGUCAAUAGCUCAACUAUCAAGUUUGGGUCAUGAAGUUCUUCACACCUAUUGCAUAAUACAUGGUAACAUCUAGAUUGAGAUAUAAUACAAUGGUCUCUAUUUUCAGAUUAUCUGGGCUGUUGAGUACCUUCACUCGCAUGGUAUAAUCCACCGGGAC